UUUAUAAUUAUGUAUAUAAAUUGUCUGUGUUCUUCUUUGUUGCUAGUUUUGAUUGGAAAUUAAAUGUUUUUGUGUAACUAAUAAAACAAUAUUUUUAUUUAACAUUUUGAAAAACAAAAAAUCAUUAAAAAUGUUUAAUAUUCUAAAUUUAUUUUUACUUGUCGUUUGGUGGUCGGCCACUUGUAUUUCUGCGCAUGGCAUAAUUUCACUUCUAAGAGGUAAUUUUUGAAUUUUUGUUAUAUUCACAUAGGGAAAAUUAUAAAUUAAUCGAUGUUCAAUCGAAUUUUAGUCUGUAACGUAAUUUUUAAAAAUUGUUCAUACUUUAAAUUUGAAAAAAAAAAAAAAAAACGUAAAUAUGCGUGAUUGUAGACUUCAGAUUCUGAUUGUAGCGAAGAAUGUAUUAGUUUUUCAAAGUUGUUUAUUUUUUUUUUAUACUGUGUACAGAAAUCUUGCUCUGAAAUAUCAAGUAUAGCACCUUUUCUGAAAUAGAAUUUUUCUGGUGGUACUUAAGGGAGAUAAUUUUUUGAAUUUCUCGGGAGUUUUUCCAAUAAAUGGGAAAAACAUAGUAAAACACUUGGUAACAUUUUUUCGCUUAUUUUUUAUCUUUUAAAACUUUAAAUAAAAUGCGAACUCGUAGUGUUUACACAUGAAUGAUCCCGAAGAUUAAACUGUACCAUCAAUUUCAAUCAAAUCUAUGGACGUACAAACUCCACAGCAUUCAACACGUAUCCUACCUAUCCUUGUCUGAAUAAGUUCCAAACGCACAUAGCGUAAACUGGCCAAAACCAUGUUUAGAAUGGAAGGAUGAUCGAAUGGCGCAUACCAUUCAAAAGAAUGGCAAACGCAUACCUAUGGGUGAAUACUUUCACAUGGUUUCCUUUAAAGGUUUAGAUAAUGUAAAAGAUGUAUUCGAAAUAAAAGUCCUUUUCUUUAUCAGACUAAAAAUCGAACCCUACAAAUCCACCGGACCCACAUAAUGUUUUCUCUGUCAACAUUUAGGCUACUCUUUCCUUCAGUGCGGCCACAAGCCAAGAUGUGUUAAAUGUGGAAAUGAUCACUCAAGCAACAUAUGCGUAAAGCCCAAAGACGAUCCGGCAACAUGCUGUAACUGCAAUGGGAACCAACGGCAAACUACCGUGGUUGCCCUUUUUACAUUGCACUAAACCAAGUAAAAUCCAACCAAGCCAAAACUUAAUCACUCUGGAAAUAGCCCAAAAAUCUAAGACACCCAAAUUGAUCAGCCACGCAACAAAAACUGUUAUUCAAUUCAAAAAUCAGUUCUAUGCACAGAAGUCGCAAAAGAUAAAGUAUCAAAUGCGUAAACCAUAAAUGCAACACAAAUGCUUGCAAUUUUUACAACUUUCAACUAUUCAAAACUGGAAGAGAUUCAACAUUGAAAUGACUCCAAAGAUAUAAAUGCCCGUAUCAGUACCAUAAAUGAAACCAAAAAAAUAGUAAAAAAUAACAUCAAACAUCCAAGAAUUAGUUAAAAACUGCUCAACUAUCAUGCACUGUCCUCGGACUUAUCCUACAGGCCUCCCUAAUAAAAUAUUACUGGAAAUUGAAACCAAAAUACGACUUCGUAAAGCCUGGCAAUCCAAGAAAGACCCACAAAUCAAACAAAUUUAUAACGCAUAAUUAAUUUCCGAUGUAAAAAAUACACUCCAAGAUCACCGUCAAAAUUAUGGAAUGACUUCUCAUCCACGUUAAGCUUCAGAGACGAAUCAAUCUACAAAUUAAAUAGCCGUUUUUCAAAUUCCCAAAACCGAGGAAAGACCAUCAAAAAUUUGCAAACCGUCGUCUUAAUUCACUCCUUACGACUAUGUCUAAAGUAUUUGGGAAAAUCAUUCUAGGAAUUAAAAGUCAAAAAAAUGUACCUCCAUAGAUUAAAAACACAUUCUACCCUUUCAUAAUUAUAUUAUUGAUUAUUACAAUUAUAAUUUAUAAUUGUAUUAAGUAAUAAGUAUAGAAGUAAAUCCGUCAUAAUUUUAGAAUCGUCAUACGACCUCGAUAUACUUGACGCGAACCAAGAGGGCCAUUACGACGGCGUACAAUUUCAUUCCAAGAAAAAACAAUGUGAUCCAGUAUCGAAACAUGUGUUUUACUGGCUUUAUACUAGGUAUAUUUUUAAAUCUUUAACGAAUUAUUUGUACAUAUUGGUGUGUUUUCAAAAAUCUGUUGGGAAAUUUAGUUACACAUUUAGUAAAGAUAUUUCAAUUCGUUAUAUUGUAGAGAAAAUGCCACCGGUCAACUUUUAAACAGAAGUGAACCGCACAUGACCGAGUCGACCACUUACUAUGCGAAAAAUCCGAUUAAACUGUUGGUGCAUGGAUGGAUGGGUCGUACUUCACAAAAACAAGGUCUUUGCACGAUGAGCGUCAAAUGUAAGUUUGAGAUUAUGUUUAUAUAAUUUUAUAAUAUUAUAUCGUGUAUUUCGAUUAAAAUAAAAGUUAAAGUUUUUAAGCGAUAUGCUUUACGAGAAAAACGCAUUCCCAUACAGUGCCUACACAUUGCAAUAUAAUACAUCUAUAAUGAUAAUACAAUCAAAUAAAUAUUAUUUUUCUUGCAAAUCAGUGAUUUAUAUAAUUGUUGACAUUUGUACUUAGUUUUUCUUUUUUCUUAAAUGUAUACAUAUUAUUAACAAAUUUAACUUUUUACAGCAUAUUUACAAGUCGGCGAAUACAACGUGAUUUGCGUGGAUUGGAAAACGUAUUCGUCCGAUAUGACGUACGCGGCCGCGAAAACAAAAGCUAAACUUAUUGCUAAAGAUAUAGCCAGAGUUUUGGACAGAAUAACGUAUAAUAUGACAAAAGGGGCCGACAUGGUUCACCUGAUUGGGCACAGUAUGGGAGCUCACAUAGUCGGAUUCGUGGGAAAAAUAAUGAUUAAUCAAAUCCCUAGAAUCACAGGUGAUUAUUUAUCGGGGAAUAUUCGAAUUUAAUUCGAACUUCAUCCGUAACAAAUUCUAGCUUGUCUAAAAUAUCGAGAAUCAAUUUUCCAGAUGCAUAUAAUUCGUUAAUUAUUAUUAAAAUUGACUAUUACUACCGGUGACAUAUAGACAUAUAGACAUUCAUGAUAUCAUUUGCUAACUACCGUAUUAGGAAUUGUAAUCAUUUUCUAAACGGUUGAUAUUACCAAUGCCGGAUGAUGUGAUCCUUGGAAAAUUCAACCGUCUCACCUGCCCAGUGGUGGAUGAAAAUUUAAACUUGUUUUUUUUUAGGAUUGGAUCCGGCAAAGCCUCUGUAUGAAAAUAGUGGUUCGGCAGAUAGACUGGAUAAAACCGAUUCGCUGUUUGUAGACGUUAUGCAUACAAAUGGCGAUAAAAACGGAAUUUUCAGCUCCAUGGGCCACAUCGAUUUUUACCCGAACGGAGGAAAAUCGCAGCCCAACUGCAGCUCGUCGGACAGAUGUAAAACUUUUGAAAAUAUUUUACAUAAUUUUGUAGUCGUAUAUAUUUUAUUGCAGGUAUCUAUAAAAAAACAAAUGUUUGACUCCGAAUAGGUACCGAAAAACUUACACCGAAUUUUAAAACUUUUUGUUAUCAUUGUUUUAUUGUACUGCACAAUAAAUCCUAUUCUCAUACAAUUGUAAAUAAUUUAAGUUUUUGUUUCAAUUAUGAAAUGUAUUUCAUUUAAUUUUUAAUUUCUUCUUUAUAGCUACUGGUGCAUGCAGUCAUAGUAAAGCAUAUUAUUACUACGCACUCUCUAUAUUGACCAAAGAAGAUUUUCUAGCUUUCAAUUGUUCCAGUUGGGAUAAUUUCACAGCAAACAAUUGUUACGAUUCUAACACUACUUACAUGGGUGAAUUCGUAGACAAAGAGUUAGUAUAGUAACUGUAUGUUAUUGCAUUCUAAAAUAAACAAAAAAACAUUUCUUUAUUUCAGAAAAGUUGGAAAUUACUAUUUGAUAGUUAACGAAUAAUAUGAGCAGAAUUCCAGCUAGGAAACGGCUGACAAGUAAAAAAAAAGAAAAAAAGAAGUAGUUUAUACAGAAGUGUCAAAAUAAAAGAUAAAUUAUAAAAGUUGGAUAGCCUUGUA
Cinara cedri is the source of this 4036-nucleotide messenger RNA. The record is from the annotation of a GenBank genome assembly. Lineage: Eukaryota; Metazoa; Arthropoda; Insecta; Hemiptera; Aphididae.